This is a messenger RNA of Toxotes jaculatrix (banded archerfish), 2899 nucleotides long. RefSeq names its product zinc finger, C2HC-type containing 1A (gene zc2hc1a). Bases 44 to 985 code for a protein of 313 amino acids. Lineage: Eukaryota; Metazoa; Chordata; Actinopteri; Toxotidae. The record is from RefSeq and is a predicted model, not a curated record. The transcript has 10 exons.
UCGCGUUUGAAGCAACAGCAGCAGCAUCAGACAAGGGAUAACAAUGAUGGAAGAAUUGGAAGACGGCGAGGCUCCCCCUGCUGAGGAUCUGUCUCAAUGCAACACCUGUAAAAGAUGGUUCUUCCCUAAAGUCUUGGAGAAACAUGCGAAAAUCUGCCAAAAGACGGCAACAAAAAGGAGGAAGGUUUUUGACUCCAGUAGACAGAGAGCUGAGGGCACCGACAUCCCCGUCCUUAAACCUAUCAAACCAAAGUCACAAAGUUCAUCUGCUACUGAGAAAGCAGAGCCUCCGAAGAAGCCAUCCAACUGGCGCAAGAAACAUGAGGACUUCAUUGCUACCAUCCGGGCUGCCAAGGCCCUCACUCAGGUCAUGAAGGAUGGGGGACCGUUACCUCCACCUCCUCCUCCUACUUAUGACCCAGACUAUAUUCAGUGCCCUUAUUGCCAGCGGAGGUUUAACGAGAGUGCAGCUGACAGACACAUCAAGUUCUGCCAGGAGCAGGCUGCCCGUAUACCCAACAAGAGCAAGUUAGGAGAUGCCAAGAAGCCUCCUGGUCGCACACAGUACAAGCCUGCUCCUGUAAAGAAAGCCAGCGCUCCUGUUAUGUCAGCCAUCCCUUCAGCUUCCUCCCGUUUACCCCAGAGAUCAGGCCUUGGACAGCCCACUGGAAUCCCCUCUAAUAAGGCCUCCUCUGCAGGUUCAGUGAGGAUUAAUCCCUCUGGCCUCACAAGCCCUCCAUCAGGCGUGGGAAGUAAGAUGCGAUCAGCGAGCUCCGGCUACGGCUCGGUGAGGAACACUCAUUCUGGAAUGGGAGUCAACAAGAAGAAAGUAGAUACCUAUAUAUCUAGGAACGAUGUCGAUGGCGGGUCCGACAUAGGAAACGGUGGAUUGAAGAGCAAGUUCUGUCAUGCUUGCGGGACCAAGUACCCUGUUGAAUCCGCCAAAUUCUGCUGUGAGUGUGGGGUCAGGAGGAUGUGCAUCUGAUGGCUGUCAGAAGGAGGAUAAAAUUAGGGGAAAAUAGGGAUACACCGGUACUCAAGCGAGCAUCACAGGGUUUCACCAAAACUCACUAGAAUUUUACAUUCAUCCAUUCCACCGUGUGUUUUCAUACACGGGUCUAGUUUCACAGCAGUACAGUGGUGUAAUCUGCAGACAGUCCCACAGCACUGUGUUUGCUUUUCCAAUUGCCGUCUGGACCAAAAUACAGAUUAGAAAAAUCCAAAAUAAAGCCAUUAAGGAACAAUUGUAGAGUAGUUCUGCCCUUUUUUCUAACACAAUUAUAAUGACUUACCUGGGAUAAAGGUAUAUUAAACUGCGGUCAUUUUCAUGAUAUCAGUAGCUGAUAUGACUGACGCAGGAAAAACGAACAUAGCUCAUUAUGGCUGGAUUUGCCCACAAUGUCGCUGCUGUCUCCACUAGCUCCUACACAUAACCAUUAUUGCUGUGAAACUAGAGGAUAUGGGGGGAUUAAGAAUUUCUUAUGAGGAAAAAAAACAUUUCCAGUUAAUUGUUUUUGGUCUCAGUACUGGCAAUUAAAGCUAUUGGUGAAUCCUUGGAUAAUAAUAGAGGACAGAUGAUCAAGAGUGUAGGUGCAAGAUAAGAAGUGGGUUGUAAAAUGUGAAAAAGAAAGUAAAGAUAAAGUGUAAAUCAUUAGAGGUGCGUGUGAUUACCCCUAUAUCUCAAUUCCCAGUCAACUGUGACUGAAAUAUAUUCCUUAAUUCCAUCUGCCUCCUGCUUCCUCCCAAACAGGAUAUGUUACUAUUGUAGUGCAAUAUGAUUGACUACUGAAAAAAACAACUGGUUUUUUUUAUGGGAACAUUUUUGGAAUUCUGGGUUGAUAUCACCUAGGUUUGGCAGGGACCGGUCCAAAAAGUUAACUACCUGUUAAAAGUCAGUGCUCCCUUUACUGCCACUUUAUAGGCAAUGCUUGUGCCCAGUUCUCUUAAGGUUACCAACAUAGGCUGGAUGUUUCCAGAUAAAUGUAGCAUUUACUCAAUCCCCUUUUCCCCCCUCUCAUUUUAUACAGUGAAAUGAGUCAUUUAUUUUCUUAUUCCCUUUUAAUUUUCACCAAAUGAACAAUGACUGCAUCUUUUCUUAAUGUUCUACAGAAUUAAAAUUUGUGUUUUUAUUUGAAUUUGUAUGAAACCUAAAUGCACCUGGAUAAAGUGGCAGUUGUUUUUUUUCCUUUCAAGUGGUUCUAUUGAGGCACUAUUCAGUGCAUUAAGGUAUUUAGGAUCAAAAGUAUAGUUACACUACAGUCAUUUUGGUUGAUCUCUCUGCUUGAUAGAACAGACACUAUUUAUAACCCCACACAGUUCAUUCACCGGUGGGGACAACAAGUGUGAAAGGCCUCUUGAGGUGCAUAUUAAAUGUUCAUUAACCACCAGACAUUCAUAAGUUAUUGAUCAGUGAUUAGAUACGAUAAUCUUUAAGAAGUAAGGCAUUUGUUCCAAGUUCCAAGAAGCAAACUGCAUUUAUGUUACAUGACAGGAAACAGACUGAACAGACUGGACAGGUGUGUUUUCUUUCUGAUUACAACAUUUGUUAGCCUGGAUACAGUUUUACACUUAACGCCAUGUAUAUCCACCAUCAAUAAAUGUGUCGUGAAGACAGCUUUAAUGGAGUUGUGACCGUCUGUUGAGGAAAGAGGAAGAAAACAUUACAGUUCUGUAAUACUGGAGAUCAUUUAAGGUAAGAAGUACAUAGUAAUGCAUUAGCUUUUGCAUUAGUUUAGCUAUAAAUAUAUUUGUAAUACAUAUAGUGUGGGUCAUAUCCAAUAUUACUUGCUCUAUGUGCUAAAAAUGAAACAUUUAACAAACAAAAAUUAGCAAAAUGAGAAUGCAUUAUGUAUUGUCCCCAACAGUAAAGGAAAAUGGUGAUAGCCAUCACUACUGAUAA